GUGAUCAAAUGACUCAUGUCCUUGUUCUGUUUAUUACAGGCAGACCAGCUGACAGAGGAACAGAUUGCUGAAUUCAAAGAGGCAUUCAGUCUCUUCGACAAAGACGGCGAUGGCACCAUCACAACCAAAGAGUUGGGAACCGUCAUGAGGUCACUAGGUCAGAACCCAACAGAGGCAGAGUUGCAAGACAUGAUCAACGAAGUAGAUGCUGAUGGAAACGGAACAAUAGAUUUCCCAGAAUUCCUCACAAUGAUGGCGCGGAAGAUGAAAGAUACGGAUACCGAAGAGGAACUAAGAGAAGCAUUCCGAGUGUUCGACAAGGACGGCAACGGUUUCAUCAGUGCAGCUGAGUUGAGGCAUGUCAUGACAAACUUGGGCGAGAAAUUGACGGACGAGGAAGUAGAUGAAAUGAUCAGGGAAGCAGAUAUUGAUGGUGACGGACAAGUAAAUUAUGAAGAAUUCGUAAAGAUGAUGACAGCGAAGUGAGAGGCUACAGUAUCACGUGACCACCUGUACAGCAAUAUUGUCCAUCGCCCUGUGCUCGGUCUGCAAGCUGUCAUGAUUGACAUCAAUGACGUCAUGGAUAUCUGACCAAUCAAGAACGCUUGAUUAAUCGAAAAAUAAUAUGCUUUUACAUUGUAAAUAUCCCAUACUUGUGUAUAUUUUGAUAAUGAUUAUUUAUCUUCCCUCCUCUACGUUUUUUCUUAAUCUGAUUCUCAAUUAUACUAAUAUCAUUAGUUAAGCCUCUAUGCAUUUGUACAACUAAACGUUUUCUCGUAUCGAAUUCUAUGCAUCGAUAUGUUUCAUUACUACUCUUGAAUUUAAUCACUCUACAUCGAUCUCUUCCUGUUGUCAUUGCUGUAAUAAACUCUUUUCAUUA
Molecule: messenger RNA, 880 nt
Organism: Haliotis rubra (blacklip abalone)
Lineage: Eukaryota; Metazoa; Mollusca; Gastropoda; Lepetellida; Haliotidae
Product: calmodulin-like
Exons: 4
Coding region: 16-486 (156 amino acids)
Molecular function (GO): enzyme regulator activity; calcium ion binding
Source: RefSeq, a predicted model, not a curated record